Molecule: messenger RNA, 798 nt
Organism: Grosmannia clavigera kw1407
Lineage: Eukaryota; Fungi; Ascomycota; Sordariomycetes; Ophiostomatales; Ophiostomataceae
Product: dash complex, subunit spc34
Exons: 2
Coding region: 1-798 (265 amino acids)
Biological process (GO): attachment of spindle microtubules to kinetochore
Cellular component (GO): DASH complex; spindle microtubule
Source: RefSeq, a predicted model, not a curated record
AUGUCGCAUCUUGGCGUCUAUCUGGACCAGAUCUCGGCGUCCUGCCAGGGCAUCGACAGCCUGCCCUUCCCGCCACCCAAAGUCUUCACCAAUGCGCUGCUCUACAAUGACGACAUCACCGGCCUGAUUCGCGACACUGAGGCUCACGAGCGGGCGCUUUUCUCCGUGCCAGAACCGGCGAGUCGAUCGGCUGCGGCCGAGGCGGCCCCGAGCGAGGUAGACGAGGCUCCGGUGUCAUCGUCUCGCCGACGGCAGACCGUCUUCAACGUGACGGGGGGCGAAGUAACGACAGGACCGCCAUGUGCACGGCCCAGCGCGGCCCCGCGGCGACGUACCGCGGUGGCGGCUGUGCUGGGUGGCGACCUGCACGCGCAGAUCACGCGGAAGAGCGGUGAUGGCAACGGCAAAGGGGCGCGUUCCGGAGAAGUCGACAUCGGGCUGUUGCUGCAGGGAGCAGAGAAGCUGUGCUCGGUGUACGCGUUGCCAGGCGCACUGGAGCGCAUCCCGACGCUGCGGCAGAAGCAUGCACAGCAGAACAACACGCUGGCGUACUACGAGGCCAAGGUGGCCGAGCAGACACAGCGGCUGGAAGAGAUGAACCGUGACUGGCGAGACGAAGAAGACGACUACGACGACGACGGCGGAGCUGCAGCGACUCACCAGCUGCCGGACAUGGCUACAGAGGAAGAGCUCCGGCGCGAAGAAGAGGAGGUGCGCGAGCUAGAGCGCAGAAAGAAGGAGCUCCAGGAGCGGCUGCGUGCUAUGGAGAAGGACCUGGGCGGCCUGCGGAACAUGUGA